AUCCGAUUGUCAUGUCAUGACGGCGAAUCUAAGUUGGCGAUUGUUACCGAAAAGAAUCGCGUAAUUCACGUGACACCGUUUACGCCGUAAAUGUCAGUAACGUCGAUACAUUUUGACAGAAAAAUAUCUUCAUUCUUUAACAAAUCAUUCCACGGGAGAGCCGCUUGAUAAAGAAAGUAGAAGUUUUAUAAUGAUCUAUGAUAGACUGACAUAAUACUAUAUUAUUUUUAUACAACUAACUAAAGAUGCGAUGGACUGAACGUUGGGUUAAUAAUUGAAUAUCAUCAGAAUUAAAUUUAUUGAUAACAAAUAACAAUAAAACUAAAAUGUGGAACUUACAGAAACUAUCGUAAACUAUACACUCCUGUGUGAAAAGUUUUAAUUUAUCUAAUACAAUACUUUUAUAUAUCAAAUAUUUGAACUUAUAAAAAGAUUUGUGAAGAAACAUUAUUUCGCAGAUAUAUUCUCUGGAUUUAAAAAUGACUUUCCUUCCCGGAUUAACUCUGUUGGUUUUAAUAGUGGCUGCUGUUGAAGUGCAUGGUCAAGCUUGUCCAGAAGGCGUCAAUGUUGCUAAGAUGUGUGUACCUGGAACGUACUCCGGAGAAAGAGUGCUUAUAGAUACCGCAUCAUACGACCCGGCUGUUAGUAACUGUUCGUGUACAUUUGGAACAAACUCCAGCGUCAUGAAACUCGUCACCUACGUGGCUCCUAACUACCCAGAAUGCAAUUCUGCGAUAAGGCUGUACUCGUCGUCAGGAAACAGUAUACGGUUUCAAUGUUUAAUGUCCGGAACCUACCUUGAUACGUCACAAUACAAUGCUGGUGUUGCGACGUUUGAGACGUAUUCAGACUUAUACGAUAAAAACUACUGUCUCGUUCUGGAAAUUGCUGGACGAAUCGAUGAUACGGUAACAGUGUCAUGCACUGCAGACAUAGAGGAAGAAUUUUCUUCAACUACACCAUCUAGCGUUCAGGAUAACUCAAAUGUUAUUAAUGACGUAAUAAUUGAAAGUAAUAGUACAAAUGCAGAUGUCUCUAUGAACUAUUCAACAACAGCAAAUGAGAUGAGCUCUCCGAGUAUGGACAACACGGCAACAACAGAUCAAACACCACAACAAACAACACAACAAACGACUGAAACAGCAGAGGUUAUUUCAACAAUGCCAGCAACAGUUGCAUCAUUGAUACGAUCAGAAAAUAUAACUACAAAUGCAGCAGGAUUAGCUAUAGAUAUAACUGAUGCAACCCUUAAAUCAAUGGAAAAAAUAUCAAAAGUUACAAUAACUGGUGCGAUAUCAACAGAUGCCACUUCACGGGCUUCAGCUAUCAAUGCGACAGUAGCAGACAUUGCAUAUGAAAGUACCACAGCUGGAACGAUAUCAACAGAUAGAGCUUUGUCUGUAGAUUCAACUGUGAGAUCAGUGAUAACUGAAACUAUACCCGCAGCUUCACAUGCCGAAGUGGUUCCAUCAGAAGCAGUUUCUGUAGUAUCUGGUGCAGAUUUAUCAAUGCGAUUUUCAGGCGACAUUAACACAGUUAACAAUUCAAGUGGUGACCUUUCCCUGUCUUCUAAUGCAUCAUUCACACCUCAUGAUUUAGACAUUGUGUUCACAAGCUCUGCAGACAAUAGUACCAACAAUACUAAUUAUACAUCACACAUUGAUUCUGUUGAUAAUUUACACUCUCUUUAUGAUAAUAGCAUAUCAGAUAUAUCUGAAACAAAGACUCAGGGUGAUUUAACAACUUUAUUGACUGGUACAGUUCUUUUCAACAGAGGAGGAAGCGGUUUAUCAAAAACCAUACAGAAUAUUGGCUCAGUCCAGGCAGAUAUUCUCAAUGAUAGAAUGGUGGUUCAAGAAAGUACAACAACAUACAAACCUGAAACAACUACGAGAGUUCCCAUUUCAAAUUCAGUGAAUUCAAAUGAAAUUUCCAAUUCACUAAAUUCGAACACUGAUUUAUUUUUAAAAUCUGAUGUUACCGGGACAACAUUGCCAGUAGACAUAUCAAAUUCAUUCAAUAUGGGCGCCGGUGCUUCUGUCGAAUCUGACAUUUUCAGCAUGUCAAGUAACUCAUCAGAUGCUAAUGACAGCAACUAUUCACUGAAAUUUCCAGCUCUUGAUCCAGUGAUGAUCUUAUCGAAUCAAAGCACAGAGAACACAACUGAUGAUCUUACAAGUUCAUAUGCCUAUAAAACACACAACGAAAAUGACACUUUAAUUCUAAAUAUUAAUUUGAACAGUUUUGUCAAUAAUAAAAGCAUCAGUUCUAUUGAGACAAACGCUGUUAAUAAUAGUGUCAUGAACAUUCAACAAUUCGACAAUCAUUCUAACAAUUUUGCUGUAACAUUGGAAUCAUCAACUUUUCAAAGCAAUGCUACUGAUGACACUUUACUCAGUACCGAAGUUACCAAUAAUGCAUUACGUACAUCCCCUUACACAACAAACGAAGCACGUUUAAUUAUGGAAAGCUCAGAACCUAUCGAUAUUAUUGCAAAUAUACCGAUGAAAAUUCCAUAUGUAACAGAAAAUACUACGCUUCCAAUGUCAAGUGAUUUUAUAGUUCAAAAUGAAAAUAAAACUAUAAAUGAAUCGAAGCAAGACAGUGGUAAUUCUGUUGUUAAUGUCACGAGUAAUGAAUUAUAUCCAACAACACUUCCUGGAUUUCAGUUUGAAAUGACAGAUCCAACAGUCAAUAAUCGUUCACAAGAAUUAUUACAGGAAAUGGUAAAUGAACAAAACAACCAAACACUACAUAGUGAUGUAGAAACAAAUGUCCAUAUCUUGAUGGAAUCAUCAACAGUUGGUAGUUUAGCCAAUCACAUGAAAGACUCAAAUGAUAGCUUAAAUGACACAUUCAAUGGCAGUCUGAACUUCGUCUCUGAUCCACUGACAGUUCUGAGCAUGGGAACAACACCAAGGUCACUAGAUUUGAUUGAUAAAGAACAAUUAAGUCAAAACGCAACAGUAAACGACACUGAUGCAUCAAUAAUGGAUAUAUUCACCGAAUCUCAAGCAAGUAACUUUUCGGGAUUUGAAAAUAGGUUCACAAAUACUGGAUUCGAAAAGAGAAACACUUUUGAAAGUUCUACGUACAAAAUGCCAGUUGAAAAGAAUGUCGAAAAUCGUUCUGACAUUGUCACAGAUCACAACUCUGGUUUAAUCGAAUCUUCAAAUGAAACAAUACCAAUUAUUGAUAACAAUAACGUUCCCUUACAAGCUUCUCACGACCAAAGUAACAUAUCAAUGUACGAAGUAAAUGCAACUGAAUCUAUGAGAUCUUCUUUCGACAAGGCAUAUACAUUUUUCCAAGAUAAGACUGUAGAUCAUUUGUCUGCAUUACAUGAAAACAAUGGGACUUCAGAGUCUUAUUUCAAUCAAACCGAUACGGUGUUUGACCAAGAAGCAGUUGCCUUUGCAGAAAAAACUUCAUUGCCUGUCGACGGUUCUGACAAAGUUACACCAGAAAAAAGAGAAAUGAAUGUUAGUAAUUUAUCUAUAACAAACAAUAUCAGUGACCCAUAUCAUGUCAACAAGACAGACACAAUACUAGAUAUUGCUGAUGCAAUUAUUGACAACUUUACAAACAGUCAUAUUGAAGAUGUACAAAAUUUAAAUAACGUUCUUUAUCAAACUAAAGAUGAAAGUGUUACUCAAAGAACAUUUGUUCCAGAUGCGACUACAAUAGCUGAUGAAAGUCUGUCGUCGAGUGAAACUGCACCAAUACUUAAAGAUGCUAUUGAUUCUAUGGCAUUCGCUCAUCGCCUGAAUGGGUCUGUACCUGAAAUAAACGUUACAGAGGAAACAAUGACACAAAUGAUGGAAGUUGUUACGCUAAAAGCUGAUAAUUUGACAUUUGUUCAUCGGAUUGAUGAAACUUUAUCAAAAAGUGAACAUUUACCACAGAUAAAUUUGACUGAAACAUCAAAUAAUGUUGUUGAACAGGGACAAUAUUUGGCUGAUGAAACAGCAAUUUCUCAUUCAUUCGACGUUCCAGAAAAUGUAGUGACACCAGUGCAAAACGAAACAAACGUUAACAAUAUGACAAUCGCUCAGCGCUUAAGCGAGUCAGUAUCUGAAAUUAACGUUACCGGAACCACAUCAACACAAAUGCCAGAUGUUGUCACAGAAAAUGUUGAUACUAGUAAUUUAACAUUCGUCCAUAACAUUGACGAAACCUUAUAUAAAAGUGAACAUUUACCACAAAUAAACGUGACUCAAGCAUCAUCUAAUAUUAUUGAAAAUGGGUCAUAUUUGGCUGAUGAAACAACAAGACCGUAUUCUUUUGAUGUUCCAGCAAGUUUAGCGACAACAGUUCAAAGCGAAACCGACAUGAACCGUAUGACAUUUGUUCAUCGUUUAAGCGAGACAGUAUCUGAAAUAAACGUAACAGAAAUAACACCAACACAAAUGCCGGAUGUUAUCACAGAAAAGGUUGAUACCAGUAAUUUGACAUUUGUCCAUCGCAUUGAUGAAACUUUAUCAAAAAAUGAAUAUUUACCAAAAAUGAACUUGACUGAAACAUCAUCUAAUGCUAUUGAGCAGGAACAAUACUUGACUGCGGAAACAGCAGCUUCUUAUUCAUUUGAUGUUCCAGCAAGUAUAGCGACACCUGUCACAAACGAAACAGACAUUAACAAUAUGACAUUGGUUUAUCGUUUAAGCGAGUCAAUAUCUGAAUUAAACGUUACAGAAAACACGCCAACACAAAUGCCGGAUGUUGUCAUGGAAAAUGUUAACAAUUUGACAUUCAUUCAUCACAGUGAUGAAAUUUUAUCAAAAAGUGAGCAUUCACCCCAAAUGAAUUUGACCCAAAUAUCAACUAAUAUUGACCAGGGGCAAUAUCUGGCUGGAGAAGCAGCAACUUUACAUUCAUUUGAGUUUCCAGCAAUUGGAGCAACAUCUGUGCAAAGCGAAGGAGACAUUAAUAACUUUACUUUUGUUCCUCAUCAAAAUGAGUCUACAUUUGAAACAAACGUUACAGACAACACACAGAUGUCAGAUGCUAUCAAAUCUGAAAGGGUUGGUACAUUCAUCCAUGACAUUAAUGAAACAUUGUCAAAUGUUGAACCUUUAUCAGAGAAAAAAAUUAUGACACAAACUUUGACCAAUACAGAUGAGCAGGCAUCAUUCUUUGACACAACACACACUUCUUUAUCUGAAAUUAAUUUAAGAGAAAACACUCCUAUAUUGAUAGACAGUGAAGUUAGUCAGUUAUCAUUUGUUAAUCGGCUAAGUGAGACCUCUAUUCAAGAUGUCGCCACGGAAUCUACACCAGACAGUAUUACUGAAAAUGUGAAUACAAAAUUUACCGGUCUUGUGGACACUAAUUUACUAAGCGUUGCACGUCAAGAAACAAGUACAAGUAUUUCAUCUUCUUCGUCCAAUUUACAUGGGACUGCUUUAUCAGAUCAAACAACAAGUACCGACAGGAUUGUAAAUGAAUAUAUGAUUGACAAUAGCAUUGAUCAGCAUAAUGUACUUUCUUCCACCGAUGCAAUGCCUUUUGACAUCAUCCAAGGGAGUGUUAAAACAACAACACAAAAGACGCCAAAUCCAACCACAGUUUUCAUACCAACAACCACAUAUACUUUUAGAGAAGAUAUUCAAACUGACAGAUACGAACGUACAACACUUAAACCUUCAUCUACACGUUCUAUAUCAGACAGUUUCACGGAAAAACAAACGACUUCAGCUACAGAUAUUACCUCAAACAAUGUUGAAGAUAUGAUUGUAGGAGAAUUCGUUAAGAGUGUACAUGCUGGUAUUCCUAACAAUAUAGGUAGCAUAACGGAAUCUUCAGAUACUGCUGUACUUCCUGAUGUUUUAGCCGACAUCGAAAAGCAAAUUAUUCUUGGAAUAAAGGAAAGUACUCCAUCGGUUCCAGAAUUAUUUAGUACAUCCACACACAAGACAGUAGAAAAUAUGUCAACUUCUGUUCCGAAGUUGACCGCCGUUAAUACACAGGAUAGAAGUGGUACAGUUAACGAAGAUAUUCCUGAACCUAUUAUUCCAAAGAUUCCAUCAAAUGAAGUCAAUAAUGAACAAGUUACACCAAAGAAAAACUUGGACAUGGUAGAGGGGAAAGUUUUGGUUGAAGAUACGUCUCGAACAAUGCCUGAUAAAGCUGGUGAAAGUGGAAUGAACGUUUUUUUCGACACUGGAAAAAGUAAAAGUUCAGCGUUUGAUAUGAAUAACGACACAUACAUAAUUGUUGUCGGUGCUAUUGUUGGUCUCGUAGUAAUAGCUGUAGUAAUCGGAGUAUUUUGUCAUAACGGAAGAAAAAGGCGUUCUGAAAAGGUUAACAUAAGCGGAAAUAACGCUGAAGCACCAAAUCAUCAGAAUCAGGCAUUUGAUAACGAGGCCAUGAACGACGUACCAGGGAGCACAGUUACACAAAAUGGCGGUGGAUCACCGGAAGUAAAUGGCAGCUCAAGUGCUGAUGCCAAAUCAGAAGAUGUUCGCAAUGGCAAUGUUGAAUUAUGAUAGAUGUGCAUAUUUGUUCUUGUUGUUUAUGUUAUAAAAUAUUUAUAUAGUGCUGAUCCAACAAAUUGUCGCAUACAAACAUUACACAUUAGAUGUGUCAUAAGGUUUUCUUGUAGUAUACAAACUCGAAUUCUUCUUUUGAUGUGAUUUCAGACAAAGAUAUAGCUAUAACUUAUUUUAAGAAAUUUUAAUAAUAUGGUUAUGAAAUACGGAAGUGUACUUACGAGUGUGAACCGAAGCUGGAAUUUCUACCGAAAAUGAAUGAAAACUGAGAAAUGAUGUAUCUAUUAUCGUUGCAAGAUGGACAAACGCGUAUCAGUCAUAGCUUACAAUCUUCCAGAUAACUUUAACAUUUAGGAGUAACGAGGGGGGGGGGUCGUUUUUGUUCAUGUGAGAUAAAGAUAGUUACACGGAUGUCUUAUCCGUGAUAUCUUAUGUGUGUGAACCUAAACACAAAAUCAUUGACACUUGAAAUAUAACUAGUAGAAUUUGAAAGUCGCAUGAAAUCUUAAAGGCAGAAUUGUUUACUUGUUAUUGAAUUAUAUAUGCUAUUUUUACCAAAUAUAACAAUCAUUGUAAUAUAAAGAGCAAAGUUAUUCAGACCUUAUUUAUUUGCUUCUCUUGAGCAUUGAGGGAAAUAUCCUAAAGGAGUCAUUUAUACACACAUUAAGAAAGAAAGAAGUUAAGGUGGGCUGGCUAUCACAAUGCUUCACAACAUAAUAACGUAACGUUAGAUUGUAUUUUUUAAAACAAUGCUUUCAAUUUCAGAGGCGUUAUAGCAUGAGUCUUUUUUAUCAAAGUUAAUGGACAUAUUUGCUUUCAUUACAUGUAUUCUAAAGCAUACUUUAUGAUUUAAAGAUAUAUGACAUUUUGUAUUGUAAUUUGUUCAUUUCUUUCGUGUUUUAUAUAUAUAUUUAAUGUCCAUAACUUGUUUCUAUUAGCUGCUGCAUGCUUGCUAUGCUUGGUUAAACGACCCUAUUGUACAUUAAUGUACAUAACAUUUGUAAAUAUAUUUAAGUGCCUACAUUUAACAUGUUUUAAAUAUGACUUGAAAA
This is a messenger RNA of Ruditapes philippinarum (Manila clam), 7540 nucleotides long. Its product is annotated as mucin-3B-like. The transcript is spliced from 7 exons. The coding region runs from base 480 to 6485 and encodes 2001 amino acids. The record is from RefSeq and is a predicted model, not a curated record. NCBI's taxonomy places the organism in Eukaryota, Metazoa, Mollusca, Bivalvia, Venerida, Veneridae.